Messenger RNA from Nicotiana tabacum (common tobacco), 2021 nucleotides. The record is from RefSeq and is a predicted model, not a curated record. Lineage: Eukaryota; Viridiplantae; Streptophyta; Magnoliopsida; Solanales; Solanaceae.
CCAUCAAAGCUUAUACUUUUUAUAGUUUAAUGAAUUUGAAAUAUUAAAAGUUAACAGCUCGAGAAUGUCGUACAAAUUGGUACAGAGAGAGUAUUAAUUAGUACUUCUGACGAAAACUUUGUUAUAUGGUGUAUAUUUUUUAUUCCACAAGGAAGGGAAAUUACUUAAUGUUUUUGUUCAAGCAUGAAUUUUUUUAUAGUUUGACUAAUAUCUUUCAAUGCAUUCAUGGACAGAAAAAGUUAGUUCUUGUUAAAUCUAAAAGUAUGUUUUUUGUGACUUCAGUGAAAGCUUUGAAUGAAAUUAGGGCAUCUCUUGGAUGGAGAGUAGUGUAUGCAUGGGUUGGUGAUGAUCCUUGUGGAGAUGGGCAGUUUAUGCCGUUUCUAUUGUCGGCCCAUUGUAACUAAUCUAUUGGAUCUUACUCGGCUGGAUCUGCAUAACAACAAGAUGACUGGUCCACUUCCUCCUCAAAUUGGCUGUUUGAAGCGGCUGAAAAUAUUAAAUAUAAGGUGGAAUAAGCUGCAAGAUGUCAUUCCUCCUGAAAUUGGUGAACUAAAGCAGCUAACACAUCUCUACCUGAGUUUUAAUAAUAUUAAAGGCGAAGUCCCCAAGGAGCUUGCUAGUCUCCCAGAGCUGCGUUAUCUCUAUCUGCAUGAAAAUCAUUUUGCUGGACGAAUUCCACCUGAGUUGGGCACCUUGCAGUAUCUUCGGCACCUUUACUUAAAUAAUAAUUAUUUUAGUGGCAUUCCAGCACAGCUUGCAAAUUUGACGAACUUGGAGAUCUUAUACCUAUCCUACAACAAGAUGACUGGAGUUAUACCGGCUAGCAUUGCUCAUAUUCCCAAGAUCUUUCUUGAAUUCAUUCUAAAGGAGAUGAAGAUUUUUUAGUGUAAGAACGCUUUGGCAUACUUAUUAUUUUUUGAUAAGGAGCUAGCUGGCCGACCUUAUGUGUCUGAAAAGUUACAUCCCCUCUAUCCCCUAAAACCCUCUUAAUAUAUGAAGACUUAAAUCUCUUUCCAUCCCCAAAACUACAAGUUACCUUUUGGACAACCGGACAGUCCUACGAAAUGUGAACGAUCUGUAUUUUAGCUUAACCCAAAUAUAUUUGGGAAAUAAGCUCGACAUUUAUAGUACUUGUUUCUUUCUAACUGAUGGUGGUAGGCCUGCCAUGAAAUGGGCUCGUGUUGUUAGUCUAUGAACAGAUAUUCCUUCUAGUACUUAAAAGCUCACUAUGUAGAAGUCCAUACUUAACUAGACCAAAUCAAAGUUACUAAAUUUUGCUCCUUCUCCAUUUGAAGUGGUUAUAGAUCAUCUCUUUAUUUUUCAUAACUGUAUAAUAGAUCUUUUCCUUGCAAACAUCUUUCAGCAUACAUGUGGUUUUGAUUCUUGAAUCGCUGUAUCUGUUUUCAGGUAUCUUGAUCACAAUCAGUUUUCUGGGAGGAUCCCUGAUACCUUCUACAAACACCCUUCUUGAAAGAAAUGUACAUUGAAGGAAAUGCGUUUCGGCCUGGUGUAAAUCCAAUUGGCUUGCACAAAGUUCUUGAACUUUCAGAUUCAGACUUUCUGUUUUAGAGCGCUAUACCAAUUAUUUAGUCAUGAUCAGCCUAGAGUAAUUACCUCAUUGAAAGAAACAUAGCAAUCCUUUUGUCCCUAUUCUUUAGUUGCCAGCUGAGUGUAGGUUAUAUUUUUCUGUGCAAAUAAGCAUAGUCCAAACUUGUGGUUGGUUUAGCUUAUAGUGCCACCUGCAAUCAGCUUUCUUUCUCGCUUAUUUAGUUAUUAGGGUUGGUCUCAAUUUCGCACGGGUCUCUCGUUUCAUUGACCUACUCGCAAUGUCACGCUGAUAGGACUGAACAUAUUGCAGAACGGACCUUAAGUUUUGUGCUCCCUAGCAACAGGAAGCACAAAAACUUCCUGUUGACUUGUAUUUAUGAAUCACAUUAUGUAAUGCAUUAUGUAAUCUUUCUUUGACUUGUAUUUAUGAAUCACAUUAUGUAAUGCAAUGUGACAGGAAUUUGCUUUUUUCA